CAUGAUUUCCUAAUCUGAAGUUGAAUCCAUAAAUAAAUUUUUGCUCGAGUCAACAGGGACAUUAGAAAAUAUACAAAAGAUGUUUGUUAAAAAAUUUGAAUCAGAGCCAAAUCCAUAUCCUUAUUUUUAUCAGGGAUUAUGUGAUAAUGUAAUAUUUAAAAUAAAACUAGAUUUUUACAAAAGGAUAAAGAUUAUUGAGCAUUUAUUUACUUUAUAAUUCUGAAUUGAAAUCAUGUUUAUAAGAUAUUUAUAUCUUUACAUAGAAUGAUUUUGAGAAAAAAUUUAUUUUAGAUCCUCAAAUUGUAUUUGAUUUCAUUAAGAAAAUUAAGAUAGUAUGCUGGCAUUACAAUUAAGACCCUGCUUGAAGAAUAGGAUAAGUUUACAUCCAAUGAAAAACCAAGUUUAAAAGAUUAAUCAUAAAAUUAAAUUUCUUAAAAUAAAAUUAGAAAUUGUGUUUCUAUUAAUAAUAAUAAUCCCCCUUAGUAAAAAUUAUUAUAUUUUUCAAGGAAAUUCAGAAAUAAUUCAACUUUGAUUUAACAACAAAAUGGAUUUGAAAUUGACUAUUUUAGACCAAUUCCAAUAACUAUUUAAAAUAAAUUUGAUUGGAUAGAUUUACAUGAAGUAUCUGAUAAUAUUUGGGAUUAUUCAUUAUCAAUAAACUCAGAUAAAUUGAGCCAAAUUAAGGAGAUCAUGUCAAAAGCUCAUAUGGAAUAAAUCACAGAAUAAGAAUUUUAAGUAUAAAAUAAUUUAUAUUAAUUUUAGUAAUUUUAAGAAUAUUUAAAGAAAGACAAUUACAAUUUAUUAAAAAAUAAUGGUCUCAUAAACUUUAAUCUAAGUGAAAUAAUUGAGAAAAACCUAAACUUAGCAUUUUUUUUGUUUUCUAAAUCUUUUCCUAACCCAGAAUUUUUUGAGUAAUAUUAUAAACUUAUUUUGAGUCUAAUAGACAGUUUGGUAUAAAUUGAUGUAACACCAAAUGGCUUAGAAAUAAUGUGCAUGAUUGUUUAAUAAUUUCAUAUUCCUUAGGAGUAUUUAAAUUAUUAUAUUAAUUACUGCAUACAAUUUUGCUAGAACAUUAAAGUUUUAUAAUUAAUAAAUUUAUUAGGAAAAAGGCUCAUAAGUGAGAAUGAUUAAGUAUCUGACCAUUUUCUUAAAGCAUUUAAUUAAUAAAAAAAUGUAUAAGACAUCAGACUUAGUGACAGAAGUAAAAAUAUUAUUGUAUUUAUUUAGUUAUAAGCUUUUUCAAUUGAAUUUUCAAAUAUAGGAGAAACUUCAAGUUUAUUCAAAUUAAUCAAGAGUGAUAAGAGUGACAAGAGUGACACAUCAUAAUGA
Messenger RNA from Paramecium sonneborni, 1329 nucleotides. NCBI's taxonomy places the organism in Eukaryota, Ciliophora, Oligohymenophorea, Peniculida, Parameciidae. The record is from the annotation of a GenBank genome assembly.